Phragmites australis (common reed) is the source of this 1232-nucleotide messenger RNA. RefSeq names its product 2-oxoglutarate-dependent dioxygenase DAO-like. The transcript is spliced from 3 exons. The coding region runs from base 156 to 1052 and encodes 298 amino acids. Gene Ontology annotation, biological process: auxin catabolic process. The record is from RefSeq and is a predicted model, not a curated record. Gene Ontology annotation, molecular function: dioxygenase activity; indole-3-acetaldehyde oxidase activity. NCBI's taxonomy places the organism in Eukaryota, Viridiplantae, Streptophyta, Magnoliopsida, Poales, Poaceae.
GCGUCGUGCCACAAGUUUCGGCGCCAGCCGCCCGACACGCCGCGCCACCGUGCGCCCCUCCUGUCCCCCCUGCAUCGCUCUCACGGCUCACGCCUCUAAAUGCACCCCAAAACCUCAUCGAUCGAGCCCAACCCGAUCAGAUCGUCGCCCGCAGGAUGGUGCAGGUCCCGGUGGUCGAUCUGCGCCUGGCCGGCGCGGCGCCGGAGGAGUCCGCGCGGCUGCGGGGCGCGUGCGAGCGGCUGGGCUGCUUCCGCGUGUCCGGCCACGGCGUGCCCGCGGAGCUCCAGGCCGAGAUGAAGGCCGCCGUGCGCGCGCUCUUCGACCUCCCCGACGACGCCAAGCGCCGCAACACCGACAUCAUCGCCGGCAGCGGAUACGUCGCUCCCAGCCCCGCCAACCCGCUCUACGAGGCCUUAGGGCUCCUCGACGCCGCGGCGCCCGCCGACGUCGACGCCUUCUGCGCGCGCCUCGACGCGCCGCCCCACGUCAGGGAGACCAUCAAGACCUACGCCGAGAGGAUGCACGGCCUGAUCGUGGACGUCGCCGGCAAGCUGGCCUCGAGCCUGGGACUGGAGGAGCAGUCGUUCCAGGAUUGGCCGUGCCAGUUCCGCAUGAACAGGUACAACUACACGCAGGACACCGUGGGCUCCCCCGGCGUGCAGAUCCACACGGAUUCGGGCUUCCUCACCGUGCUCCAGGAGGACGAGUGCGUCGGCGGCCUCGAGGUGCUGGACCCCGCCACCGGCGAGUUCGUGCCCGUGGACACCGUCGCGGGCUCGUUCCUCGUCAACAUGGGCGACGUCGCCACGGCGUGGAGCAACGGGAGGCUGCACAACGUGAAGCAUCGGGUGCAGUGCGUCGCGCCGGUGCCGCGCAUCUCUAUCGCCAUGUUCCUGCUCGCGCCCAAGGAUGACAGGGUGUGCGCGCCGGAGAAGUUCGUGGACGCGGACCACCCGCGCCGGUUCAAGGCGUUCAACUACGACGACUACCGCAGGCUCCGGCUCUCCACCGGCGAGCACGCCGGCGAGGCGCUCGCGCGGCUGGCGGCGUGACGUCGCCAGAUGCUGGACUGCGAACGGGAAGCUAGCUGUUGAUACGCAUUAGGCUUAUGACUAGUAGUAUUGUCUAAGCCUUUUAAGCCGUUCAAAUAGCUCAGAACUUGUGACAAAAACGGUUUCUUCGAGCUAUGUGAACUGUUACAGAUUCUUAUAAAUAAAAUCUUGUGUUACGCA